ACCUCGUGAGGCAGCGGGAGAAGUGGGCAGCGCGCUUACCUCGGGUCAGUUGCCCAGCAUGGGAGGAACAUUACACAUUUUGCCUCAGCCGAGUUGCCUUCGCCGCCUAGAUUUCGAAUUUGACUUCUCUGCCCAGCGUGAUUGGGGGCGGUUUUGGGGUAUGCGUUUCCGUGUGGGGAGAUAUUUACCCGUUUCUUGGUGAAUGAUCAACCUUUUGUGUCUUUUCGACAGUGCUGUCUUGGGGCUCUCCGGGCGUGGCCAGAGUCUGGCUCCGCCCCCAUGACCGGGGAAGCUCCGCCCCUAACGUCUAGCAGUCAUAUACAGCGCGCGAGACGUUACUUGCUCAGUGGCCGCCCAGCAAUGGUCGUGUGGGACCUAUUGGUGCUCGUGUUCCGUAUUCUGUGCUUCAAGCCGGCCGUCAUCGUGAUCUGAGCAACCAUGGAGCUGAAGGGCCUCGACCCCACUGACGUUUACUGAGCGGCUCCGCCUUCGCCCCCAAUCACUAGUCUCUCGCCAGUCCUCACUCAUUUCUUGCUUGCUUGCUUGCUUGCCGGUGGUUCCUGCAGCGUAGUCUGCCGUGAUCACCGACACAUUACUCCCUGGAUCCCGCGCACGCGGCUACACGCUCCAUUUACCAUGAGUUUCGCUCUGGAUCCCCUGGAUCCCACGGGUAUAUACUGAUGGCUCCGGGCCGUCAGUCCCUCCACAGCCAUGGCGCCACGCUGGUCCACGUCGCUCCUACAGUUCCGUCUUGGACUGUCCUUGCUGUCCCUGUUGGCCGCCCCCUCCCUGGGGCGCCUCCCACACUUCCCGGAUGGCGAGGUGGUGGAUGAGAACAACCUGGUGGAGGGGGCGCCGCAGCCACUUAGCCUUUCCGACGCCGUCCGCCUGUUCGUCAGCCUGAGUCAGGAAGAGGAACCGGGCGCUCGAUCCGAGGGUCAAGAGGAACGAGAGGACCCGAGAUUGAUCGGCAUCACCGACGGAGGGCUCUACAGGGGAGAUCUUGUGGUCUAUCUCCCGGUGACUCUCCUUCUCCCUACGUUCGCCUUCCGGUCGCGCUACUCCUUGGCCGGAAGUAAGGAUUCCAGCUGGUCGAGUUACCUCUUCGGAAGGAGUUACGUGGGGGGUCGAGAGGAAGAGGAAGAAGAGAAGAAGGAGGAGGAGGAGGAGGAAGAUUGGCAGGAUGUCAGAGGACCUGUGGAUCGUGUCCUCUCUGGAGAAGUCAGAUACGAUCCUCAACUUCCGGAGUAUGAGGAUGGAGCCUACGGCCCCCUGCUCUCUCGCCUCGACGCCUACUUCCACUACUUGCGCGUCCAUGAUGACUCCUGCAGGAUGAAGGCUAUCUGCCACUUAGCGAAGGAUCCUGCGAAGUACAGCCCCCUCUCACACCUCGUUCUCUCGGCGCUGAAGAAGAGUGAGUCCUUCUCCAGGCCUUCCUCGUACAGCCAAGAAGUGUUCCGUUUCUUCCGCUACUACUGGGCGGCUGAAAGGGGCGUGGCCGGCGAGGACUGUAGACACGCCUACUACCAGUGUCCAGCUGACCUUGAGGACAUCGUCAACAUGAGCGUCCUCAGCUUCUGGCAGAAACUUGCAUCUCUUGUGUCUAUAAAGCUGAGCGACGAAUGAUGAUGCCUCCCCCCCCCCUUUUUUUUUUUUAAUUAUUGUUCUGAUGGAGUAUUUUAUAUAUUUUGGUGCUUUAAAUGCCUACUUGGUGCCACGUGGUUCCAAAAUUUUCUAUACUCUGGUGCCCGGAUUGUGCUGUACAACAUAACCGUAUGUUACCAGCCUGUUACUAGUGCCUCGAGAGGGCGGGUCGUGGUCGCCCUCCCGCCCAACAUGUUACCACUCAGUCACCAAUGCCUCGGGGGGACGGGCGAUCUUGCUUACCCCCGCCCCCUCCCCCCCACCUUCUGUAACGCUCAUGGAACUCUUAUUUUCCAAAGCCUCGACUGGAUGACUUGUCCCAUCUGCGUGACAAUGGGCCCAGGCGCCUCCUGACAAUAUCCGAGUCAUAUGUAAUGUUUACAAGGCCUGCGCCCCCCCCUCCCCCGGCCUUGAAGCCCGGGAGGACGCGCAGGCCCUCUUGCUCUACUCGCUAAGGAUCUCCCCGUCAAUAAGAGGUGUUGUAAGUGACGAGUUAAACCUGUGAUAUUGUAGUUUAUUUUGAUGUGUCUGACUUCCGCCCCACAGCGGCUCGGGCACUUUGCCCACCGACCUGCACUGUGCUGUUGACAACCGUAGUCACUCUGCUGACCUAUCCUUGACCUUCUGCCUGCUGCCUGCUGCUAUACGUGGGCAGGUUAAAAUCACUUAGCUCCCAGUCAUUAUAAUUUUUACCGAAACCAGACAGUAGACAUUUUCUUGCGAAAAAAGUAGUGAACUUGGACGACUGCGUCAAAUCAAUGACAAUCUCUACCAUCUUGCUGACAGUUUUAUGGACUCGCAGCUCGGAGAAUCUCCAUAAAUGCCUGCACCGUCCUUCGACCACUUCUCCUGCGUUAGGCCGACGCUAAAACUCAGCGGGACCGAAACUAAGGCCGUAGUUACGAGACUUUUCGGAGCCGACUAAAUCAAACGAAUAUUUGCAAAAAGUUCGAUCAGAUUUCUCAGACGUUGUAGCAUCCUGUGCAUCACCUUUGCAAAGGAAUAAGAACGCAAAAGGAACGUGGAUUUAUUCUGACUGUAGACUGGAGGGAAGUAUUGACUUAGUGACGCACGGAGAAAGCUCUGACUCAAGACACUAGGAGAAAGUGUGGACUCAGACGAGGAAAAUAGCUGUUAGUCGGAGAGAAAGUUGGCGAUAGUCGUGGAAUCGAGUCGUGUUGCUCACCACGACACUAAUUCUACGACCAGUCUCAUUUGCAUUGUGAGUUUUGCUUGCUGUCGAAAAUAAGAUUAAAGAUCAUGACUAUUUAUAAUCCGAUUUAAAAAUAGAAUCAUUUAAGAAAUGCCAAAAAAACAUUUGAAAUCGUACAUAUAAUGAAUAAUAAUUUUUUUCUACUAGAUUAGUUCGACCAAUACUACAAGUAUUUGAAGUUGAAUAUAAUGGAACACUGAGCGCUGUCUCUCGAAACCUGACCUGGAUCAUGAAUGGCUUGACCUUUUGAAGUGAAUGUUGCAGGCUCCCUUGGGAAGACGCAGCGUGUCGCUUGGCGGACUUUUGAAUCAAGUACAAAGACUAAAAAAGCAAAUUGUAUUUUUCGAGCUUCAUCUCUAUUUGCAAAGACUGAUGAUACAAUAUUUAAGCGUUUGGUUGUGGUAGAGGGCUCUCGAUUGACGGCAUUGCACGCGGAAAUUGAAAAAAAGCAAGAGACAGGAAAAAGUAAUCCGCUGAAGAGAGUGUCUUUUCAAGAACCCUGACAUUUGCUUCGGUGGGUUAUUAGACUGACAGAGAAGCGCCGCCAAGCAGUGAGAGACACGACAGAGAGCCAGACUGACGGAGACGGUGACAGACUGUAGACACUAGAUUAUGACAGCCGACCAAUGACUUUACGACGAAACUAGCACGUACUAUUUGACUAAUGACGGUACUAACGUGAAAUUAGCAAAUGGCUCUAACAAACUCCACUUGACCAUAGACAGACAGACAGACAGACAUCCUUGAGCUAGGCAGGUAGGAUGGACUGCAAAGUUGAAAGCGAUAGGUCACGCAAACAAACAAAAACAAACUUUCGACAAAUAGCAAUACACUUCACUAUGUUGAUAAAAACAGCAGAAGAAAACCCACUUCAACUUUUUCCCAUAAACUUUCAUUAUCCUAGUGUGGUGUUUUUUUCUGACAAAACUUUCGACGUGACUGACUGUUGGCAGAGAUGAAAAUUGUCAUUACUGAAGCAGUUUGUGCUCCAUAGUUACAGGUCGUUUGGUCCAGUACAAGUGAUGCAUAUCCUUAAGACCAGUCCAAUGACACUUGGUACAACACUAAUAUAUACGUCUGCAAGACUCAGUAUUUUCCUGUACACUUGGCUGUUACACGGAGUAAAAGUAUACGGUACUUGUUCACGGUACAAUGAAUAAGACUCUUAGUGUAUUCACCUGACCGUUGAUAAUCCAAGUACACCUAUUCUGAUUACUUACAGUAUGUGAUCAACCACAUAUAUCUUUCAUAUGGUUGUAAAUGGUCAUUAUCUGGUUGAAUCGUCUGGAAAUGGUCUGUUCUGAUUAGCACAACCAUGCUAAUCAGCGCAUUUGUAAACCAGUUCCCCUUUUUUGUUGUUGUUAUACUUCUUUUUUAUCAUUCUAAAACCCAAGUGAAUGUGUAUCUGCCGUCUCCAAGUAGUGACAGAAAGAGUGUAUUUAGUGAUAUUUAAAUGCAAAAUCUACCUUUCCUCAUUUCGAAAUACUGUGUGAUGCUUAUUAUAUGUACAAUGUGUUUAUUAUCACUCCUAUUGCUGAUUCACUAAUAAUACACAACUACCUAACAACAGGAGCUACUUGGGUUGUUACGAACUCCCGAGUAGUCUCACAUAUAUAUACACACACACAUAUAUAUAUUAUAUAUUUGCACGUAUGUAUAUUAUAAAGAGAUUAUACGUUUAUAGUUGUUCUUGUUCUUGCAAUAGACGUUCUUGUGCCAAGUCUAGGUCUGGUCUCCUUCCUGACUACGCGUGUGUCAAGUCCCCGUGUUUGUGUGUAAAUCAAAUAUAAUUGUUAUUUUGAACAAGAGAAGAUGCAUGAUAUUUUUGUAGCAGAUGAAGAUCAUGUAAUAAGUUUAUUAUAUGAAUAAAGAAAAAUGUGAAAUAUA
Penaeus vannamei (Pacific white shrimp) is the source of this 4744-nucleotide messenger RNA. RefSeq lists its product as uncharacterized. The record is from RefSeq and is a predicted model, not a curated record. Lineage: Eukaryota; Metazoa; Arthropoda; Malacostraca; Decapoda; Penaeidae.